This is a messenger RNA of Ctenopharyngodon idella (grass carp), 2055 nucleotides long. RefSeq names its product ring finger protein 13 (gene rnf13). The transcript is spliced from 10 exons. The record is from RefSeq and is a predicted model, not a curated record. Bases 247 to 1380 code for a protein of 377 amino acids. Lineage: Eukaryota; Metazoa; Chordata; Actinopteri; Cypriniformes; Xenocyprididae. Gene Ontology annotation, molecular function: ubiquitin protein ligase activity. Gene Ontology annotation, cellular component: nucleoplasm; cytoplasm. Gene Ontology annotation, biological process: ubiquitin-dependent protein catabolic process; protein ubiquitination; positive regulation of DNA-templated transcription.
CACAACUUAUCUCUGGUUCAUCCUGCGUCAGUGCGCUAGAGGGCGCUGUGUGGUGUUCAGCAGGAGAGCGCGUGAGCGUGUGUGUUUGGAUCACUGUUGACAUUCUGGCCUGCCAACGAAAUGAGCUCGUACGAAGCAGUUUGAAGCCUAUAAUUUCACUCAGCUGUAAUGUCAUUGGGGCUACAUUAUAUACCAGGACCAAAGCACGCAAUCUAAUGUAAUGGUGUAAUUGAAACAGAUCUUAAGAUGCUGCUCUCUUUGGGGAUGCUGAUGCUCUCUGCCACACAGAUUUACACCAUAUUCACAGUUCAGAUAUUUGCCUUCCUCAAUCUUCUGCCUGUGGAGGCUGAUAUAUCAGCUUAUUCAUUCGACAAUAAAACAGAGAACUUUGAUGACCUACCUGCUCGAUUUGGCUACAGGCUGCCCAGUGAAGGACUGAAGGGCUUCCUGAUCGGUGCCCGUCCUGAGAAUGCCUGUGUGCCAAUCGAUCCUCCUCCGCUGAGGGACAACCUCACCAGCGCCUUCAUUGUGCUGAUUAAGCGCUUCGACUGUAACUUUGACAUCAAGGUCCUCCAUGCGCAGAAGGCAGGCUACAAGGCGGCGAUUGUCCACAAUGUGGACUCUGAUGACUUAAUCAGCAUGGGAUCCAAUGAUCUGGAUAUUCUGAAGCAGAUAGACAUUCCAUCAGUGUUUAUUGGUGAAGAAGCGGCCAACUCUCUCAAAGAGGAUUACAUCUAUGAGAAAGGUGGUCAUGUGAUUCUCAUGCCAGACUUCAGUUUGCCUCUGGAAUAUUACCUGAUCCCAUUCCUCAUCAUCGUUGGAAUCUGCCUUAUCCUUAUUGUAGUUUUCAUGAUCACAAAGUUUGUACAGGACAGACAUAGAGCCAGGAGAAGUCGCUUACGCAAGGACCAGCUGAAGAAACUCCCCAUUCACAAGUUUAAGAAAGGUGAUUCUUAUGAUGUUUGUGCCAUUUGUUUGGAUGAGUAUGAAGAAGGAGACAAGCUUCGGGUCCUGCCCUGCUCACAUGCCUAUCACUGCAAGUGUGUUGACCCAUGGCUGACCAAAACCAAGAAGACCUGUCCGGUGUGCAAGCAGAAAGUUGUGCCGUCCGAUGGCGACUCAGACUCUGAGUCUGAUUCUGGUGACAGCGGCGGCGAGGAGAACGAAGUUUCGGAAAACACGCCCCUGCUGCGAUCUCUGGCCUCUACUAGCGCCCAUUCCUUUGGCACCAUGUCCGGCUCGCCGUCCCAACAUGAAGUGGAGUCAUCGGACUAUGACGAGCACAGUGACACUACCGAUAGUGAGGAGGAGGUCACAGUGGAAACUGUUGUCGUACAGCUGCAGCAGGGGCGUCCGGACAACAUGGACGCCAACGCCUAAAUGUCAGCCCUUGAUAACUCAGACUCUUAAUAGAGAUUCCAAUACAUUUCACGAUCACUUACAGUUUAUCAUUCGAAAUCUGUUUAACAUACACCGUGUGCAGCGAUACUAUACAGCAAAAUUUUAUAUAUAUAUAUAUAUAUAUAUAUAUAUAUAUUAUAUAUAAAAAAAAAAAAAUGUAUAUCACGAUUUCCCCCAAAAGAUGCUGCGAAAUUUAUUACGCACAUUUUUGCCAACCUCCACAGAUGAACGUCACCUCUGGGAAUGUAAUUUGUGCUUGCUGACAAAAUGCCAAACUCAUCUCAGACGUGUAUCCGAUCGCAAACAACUGCAUGUUUUAUACGACACAAUGAGACUUUAUUAUUGACACGUCAACAAAACUGAUGGUUGGUACAAGUUUUAGUUUGAUCAUUAACAGUGGAACCGUUCUAAAUAUCAGUCACUCGGAAGUGAUUUUGGAAGUGUAGUUAGGUAAUAACACAUCAUUUAUGUACUGUAAGUAAGAAAUAAGUUGGGUAAGUAGGAGUUGAGUUUUUGUUAUAACACAACGUGAACUGUUACCAAUGUCUGGUUGCCUUUUAAUGUUGCUGUACUGUAAAUAUAUCAAUUUCUGCUCAUCCUUGUUUCUAAGUAGUCUAUAUUCAUUUCUCUUCAUGAAUAAAAUACUACACCUUU